Messenger RNA from Menidia menidia (Atlantic silverside), 1774 nucleotides. The record is from the annotation of a GenBank genome assembly. Lineage: Eukaryota; Metazoa; Chordata; Actinopteri; Atheriniformes; Atherinopsidae.
UCCACGCACCGGAAGAGGCAGUUUGAUGUAACCAGAAUCUGAAAGAUGGCGGCGCUGGUGGCUCCUCGCCUGGCCUUAUUUGGCUCAUUUUCAACGAGGCCCAUUUCAGUUUUUGCUUUGCAGCAGAAGAGCGUGCACAGCAGCGCUAAAAAUGACAACACCAGCCAAAGCGUGGUGCCGGUCAGGGAGAGGAGCACGGCGGUGGCAGCAGCAGCCAAACCCUCGGCUGUAGCCAGCAGUAAGGGGGAGUAUGUCGUCACCAAGCUGGACGACCUGGUUAACUGGGCCCGCAGGAGCUCCCUGUGGCCCAUGACCUUCGGCCUGGCGUGCUGCGCCGUGGAGAUGAUGCACAUGGCGGCUCCCCGCUACGACAUGGACCGCUUUGGAGUUGUGUUCAGAGCCAGUCCCCGACAGUCCGACGUCAUGAUUGUGGCAGGAACGCUGACCAAUAAGAUGGCUCCUGCUCUGCGCAAGGUAUACGACCAGAUGCCCGAGCCCAGAUACGUCAUUUCAAUGGGAAGCUGUGCUAAUGGAGGAGGGUACUACCACUACUCCUACGCCGUUGUCAGAGGCUGCGACCGGAUCGUGCCGGUGGACAUUUACGUUCCAGGUUGUCCUCCCACUGCAGAAGCUCUCCUUUACGGGACUUUGCAGCUGCAGAAGAAGAUCAAGAGAGAGAAGAAGCUAAAGAUCUGGUAUAGGAAGUGAAAAUGUAAUAUAUAUCCGCGUGUACCUGCUAUGUAAAUGUCGUGUUUCUGGUUGCAUUUUGGGGCACUGCUCCUCCUCCAUGUAGAGCUGCAAUAACCUCAAUAAAGUCCUUAGUUUGAUUCCUACACCGCUGCUUAUUUUCAACCAGACUCCGACUAGGUCACUCGGUUCAGGUUUUAGGGUUGCUCCAUAUCAGCUUUGUUCUUCAUAAUUCACUCGUUUAAACUGUGUUCAGUAAGCUGUAUUAUGUAUUUAUGCCGACACCUUUGACCAGCCACCCUCGCAGUGUGAGGUGCAAAACCACAGGAUCUUGCUUUUCAAUAAACUGGCAUUUUGUGGAAAUCCUUGCCUGUUGCCCAUGCGGUCAUUUUUGGGACUCUUCAGAGGGGCGUAGCCACCAGGUGGCUCUCCUGUGAUCACCAGCGCUGACCUUCAGCGUGGACGCUCGGCUGUGGCUCCGAGCAAAACGCGGUUUCACUGCGCAGACGUGCAAAGUUAAAUGUCACGUUAAAGUUUAGAACAUUCGGCCGGGGCUGCUUCUCUGCAUACGUAAUGAUGGUCAACGAUGGUCAACGGCAGCAAUGAUUCCUGCAGGCUUGUUUUCUUUUAGUGUGUGUGACUGUGAAUAAACAGCCAGGUUGAGUCCUGUUUGCUAAAGGAGAGUUUGUGAGUCACACAUUUAAGUCCUCGUAUUUGUUCAAACCUCAUGCAGCUGUGACGGCUGCUCAGUGCAUAUGGUGACCUUUGACCUCAGAUGGUUAAAGCACGUUUUCCACGUUGUUUUUCAUACAAGAACUAUUUACUGAUUACCACCAUACCGGAUUUGUUCUACACAUCCAGGACAAAUCCUGCAAAGAAUGUGUGGACGAUAUGCCCUGACAGUGUAAGCGGCAGUUAACCCUUUACCUUGUACACUUUUUUUUUAAAAAGGGAAAAGAAUAUAUCUUUCCCCAUCCUUUUCCUAUUUCUUUGGAGUAAUAACAACCAGAAUCAAUGCUUUUUUCACCGACAUUUGGGGUGAAAUGUUAUUGUAAAAGUGUGAAAUUAAAAAUCAAAAAAGGUUAAA